CAGAAAAGUGGGUAAUUGCGGCACUGCGUGUUGUGCAGAAAGAUGGAGCAGGAAGAGUAGCUGCAGUAGCAGACUGACUGAGGCCUGCAAAGGCAGACAUUGACGCCGACACAGCGUGUGGGAAAGCGGGGACACGAAGCUAUGACCAAAGGCGGCUGUGUAACCAUGGGACAUAGAGUGGGUUGAUCUGGAGCAGCAUACACCAAUUGUUUCCCACUGUGGUGUAGGACAUGGCCACUGCCUCGCUGAGAGCGGAGUCCAGCCAUGACCACAGAGGAACAUCACAGCUCCAUGCAGUUGUUUCCUGUGCCAAAAUCAAGAGGAAGAAAAGCUUGUUUGGCGCUCCCAUCUACGUGGAGGUGACAGUAGAUGGGGAGACACGACGCACAGCCAAGUGCCACAGCUCCUCUAAUCCACAAUGGGAUGAAAGACUCACUCUGAAUGUAACAGCACGCAGCCAGGUGGACUUCAAAGUCUGGAGUCACCGCACCCUGAAAGCAGAUGCCCUGCUUGGCCAAGCCACACUGGACCUGAUGCAAGCCUUGGAGCAGCAUGAAAGGAAAUUGGAAAAUGUGAAGGAGGUGCUGAAGCUGAGUGUGACUCACAAGGGAGUUGUGGUGCCUGCAGGAGAACUUACGGUCUACCUGGAUGGACUUACCGACAGUGAUCAACAGGAAUUGGCACCACUGACUAAUGGAAAUGCAGCAAAUGGCACCAAAGUCCAACAGAACGGUGAUGCCAUCCAUGGAAAUGGACAAUCUUCUUCUACAAGUGUUGCCAAUUGCACAGUGAACGGGACGGACUUGGGCCUGCACUCAGAUUCCUGUUCACCGUCUAAUGGAGGAGAAAGUCAGGUGCCUUCCAGUUCCUGCAGCCCGUCCUCAGGUCCCGUCGUCAACGGCGACAUCACACACGACUCCAGCCACCCACCCUCAAAUGCUGAUGUAGCGAGUCGGACUGUUAACGGAGAGACCUGUGACGUUGCCCGUGGGUCAUCCUGUGAUACAGCUCACUCAGAAUACCAGGAGGACUGCACUCCAGACGCCCCCCAGCCGGACUCUGAGACGCCACCAGACGUCACAUCUCAGCAGCAGUCGAGCCGCACACGGGUUGCAUCCUCCUGUUCCGCAGCGAGGCCGACUGAUGAGGCCGUGGCUGCGAGUGAUGCCUCCUCUUCUGCGUUCACCUCCCCAGCACAGGGUGGCACAACCUCAGCAACGUCCUCGUCUUUGUCCUCCCCCCCAGCAGUGGGAGACACAAAUGUGUCCGCAGCCAGUGAGAGCAGUAGCAGCGCUGCUACAGAUGGAGCCAAACCCAGACAACAGGUGCCUGCAGGCGGGGCCUCAGAUCCUCUUCCACCUGGGUGGGAGCAGAGGAAAGACCCACAUGGGAGAACGUAUUAUGUCGACCACAACACCAGGACUACUACCUGGGAAAGACCACAGCCUCUGCCACCAGGAUGGGAGCGUCGAGUGGAUGACCGGGGCAGGAUCUACUACGUGGACCACAACACACGCACCACCACGUGGCAGCGCCCCACCAUGGAGUCGGUCCGAAAUUUUGAGCAGUGGCAAAGUCAGCGCAGCCAGCUGCAGGGAGCUAUGCAGCAGUUUAACCAGAGAUACCUCUAUUCCGCCUCAAUGAUGUCUGCUGAGAAUGAUCCUCUUGGCCCGCUACCUCCUGGUUGGGAGAGGCGUGUGGACUCCAAUGACAGAGUGUAUUUUGUCAACCACAACACAAAGACAACUCAGUGGGAAGACCCCCGAACACAAGGGCUACAGAAUGAAGACCCUCUGCCCGAGGGUUGGGAGAUCCGCUACACGAGGGAGGGUGUUCGAUACUUUGUCGAUCACAACACCAGAACCACCACAUUUAGUGACCCCCGCACUGGAAAGUCCUCUGUCACCAAAGGCCCACAGAUUGCAUACGAGCGCAGCUUCCGAUGGAAACUUGCACAUUUUCGCUACUUGUGCCAGUCAAACGCUCUUCCUAGCCACGUGAAGAUCACUGUGUCCAGACAGACCUUGUUUGAGGACUCAUUCCAGCAGAUCAUGGCCCUGAAACCUUACGACUUGCGGCGGAGACUUUACGUCAUCUUCAGAGGCGAGGAAGGUCUUGACUAUGGAGGCUUAGCACGAGAGUGGUUCUUCUUGUUGUCGCAUGAGGUGCUGAACCCCAUGUACUGCCUGUUUGAGUACGCUGGCAAGAGCAACUACUGUCUGCAGAUCAACCCGGCCUCUGCCAUCAACCCAGACCACCUCUCCUACUUCUGCUUCAUCGGCAGAUUCAUUGCAAUGGCACUCUUCCAUGGAAAGUUCAUUGACACAGGCUUCUCCUUACCCUUCUACAAACGCAUGCUGAACAAGAAGCUCCUGCUCAAAGAUUUAGAGUCCAUUGACCCUGAGUUCUACAACUCACUCAUAUGGAUCAGGGACAACAACAUUGAGGAAUGUGGUCUGGAGAUGUUCUUCUCAGUGGACAUGGAAAUCUUGGGCAAGAUCACCUCCCAUGACCUCAAGCCGGAUGGCGCCAACGUCUUAGUCACGGAAGAGAACAAGGAAGAGUACAUCAGCUUAAUGGCCGAGUGGAGGUUCUCCCGUGGAGUUGAAGGUCAAACCAAAGCCUUCCUGGAUGGUUUUAAUGAGGUGGUUCCACUCCAGUGGCUCCAGUAUUUUGAUGAAAAGGAGCUGGAGGUGAUGCUGUGUGGCAUGCAAGAAGUUGACCUGCAGGACUGGCAGAGGAACACGGUCUAUCGCCAUUACACCAGGAACAGUAAACAGAUCAUCUGGUUCUGGCAGCUGGUGAAAGAAGUGGACAAUGAAGUGCGUCUGCGGCUCAUGCAGUUUGUCACUGGAACCUGCAGACUUCCCCUGGGGGGCUUUGCUGAGCUCAUGGGGAGCAACGGGCCUCAGAAGUUCUGCAUUGAGAAGGUGGGGAAGGAGACGUGGCUUCCCAGGAGCCACACAUGCUUCAACCGGCUGGACCUGCCUCCUUACAAAAGCUUUGAGCAGCUGAAAGAGAAACUCCUGUUCGCCAUCGAGGAGACGGAAGGAUUUGGCCAAGAAUAGAGACUUCUCGCCGGUCCUGGUUCUUUCCUGAUUUGAAAUCCAACACAUGAUUGCACAAGAUAAUGUAUAUAAGCUAUAUUGUCAUUUUAAAGCAAAUCUUAUUUUAGCAGACCAUCUUUAAUAUAUGGAAGCCCAUCAAGAAAUAUGCAAGCCUCCUUCUUCCUGUUUGGCAACACAAGUCAGGACUCUUUUAGAGAGGACCCCCAAAAGGACUUGACUUGUUUUGGACUUGAUUGUGAAGAGCUCUAGUUCUAUAGAGCUUCUGACAUCACAGCAACCUCAACUAGUGCGCCCUAGAACACCUCGAACUAUUCAAAGCCCCCUGAGAAAUACUUUGUUUGCUUGUGAAAAGCCCCAAGUCAAUGCAGGGAGUUGUACAAGUCCUCUGAGCAACUAGAAUAAACACGAGUAAUGUGGUUGCAGCUUCGGUGGUGGCUGUGUCUUUACACCACACCCUCUUGGCUUACCUCUGCCUGCAACCAAACGGCUGUUCAUGCCUAAAAUGAUUGCUGUGGAGGCAGCCGCUGUCCUGCACUUAUAAAUGUGACCAUCCAUCCUGCUCCGCCUCCACAAGACUAAACCAGUCCGACAAUCCAGCAAGAGCUAACAAAACAUUCGCCUCACAGUCGUGUGGAGUGACAAUGUCAAUAUUGUCUCAAGUACAUUUUCACAAUAUGCCAACAAAAAUGUCCGCACUCUAGCCGUGACCGAUUUAAAGUAAGAUAUAUUUGGCUGAAGUCAGACGUGUGGUCUUCCUGGAUGCUCCGUCUUGUCCACGCGACUAAGUCCACUCAGCAGGAAAUGACUUGUUCAAACCAAUGUGAGUCAAGAGGGAAAGUAGUACUUCCCGUGAUGUGAUCAUGUUUGUGUGUCUGGACAACUUUGGAGCUGCAACCUCAAGCAGCGUCUGCAGGAUUCUGAUCCUGAGGGUUCUAACAGGGGAGUGCUUUUUUGUGUUGGAAUCUUUCUUUAGAUCCACGCCUUCCUUUGCUUGCAUGGUGCGCUCCAGGACCAGGACUACACCUGCAGGUGUGAGGCGUGCAGGCAGGUGGCGCCACUGGUAAGACUUGCAGCACCAGACGUCCAAGUCCUCUGCAUGUGGGCGGGAAGGAGCGAAGAAGAAGAAGAAGAAGGACAAGUCUGAGGUAGAAAGAAAGUCAAAAGGGUCUGAGGGUGACCUCUGCUGGACACUCAAGUAUUACAUGCAUGGACUUUGGGACUUUGGCCACACUUGAGAAGACGACUCGUGUUGCUUAGCAACAACCAUCAACAUCAACCAUUCCUUGGAACUCUACUGUGGAUAAAAGUGGGCGGGUACUCCCUGGUGCAGCAUCACGUGAUGACUUUGUUGACAACCUGGCAGAAUGUGUCAAUCACACCAACAUAGAGGACAUUCAACCACCUUGCAGACACGUGCCUGUCUAGUCCCGUCACAUGAGGGUCACAUGAUCAAUUCUGAGCUGGGUGAAGGAUGGUGACACUGACAGAAAUCAAUGUAGCAAAAGGUGGACGCUAAGUGUGUGUGUGAAUAGUUAGUGUACAGGGAAGAUGACGUAAUGAAGUAUUAAUACAAGGAAGAUGAUGUAAUGAAGUAUUAAUACAAGAGCCUCCAUUCCGUUGUUGGAAUCGUGAUGCCUUUGUUUCAUAUCACGUGUCAUGUGGAACAUAUCUCCUGUAGACACUGUAAUCGAGGAGGACGUAUAUGUCCUGUAGACACUGUCAUCGAGCAGGAUGUAAAUGUCCUGUAGACACUGUCAUCGAGCAGGACGUAUAUGUCCUGUAGACACUGUCAUCGAGCAGGACGUAUAUGUCCUGUAGACACUGUCAUCGAGCAGGACGUAUAUGUCCUGUAGACACUGUCAUCGAGCAGGACGUAUAUGUCCUGUAGACACUGUCAUCGAGCAGGACGUAUAUGUCCUGUAGACACUGUCAUCUAACAGGACGUAUAUGUCCUGUAGACACUGUCAUCGAGCAGGACGUAUAUGUCCUGUAGACACUGUCAUCGAGCAGCAUGUAUAUGUCCUGUAGACACUGUCAUCGAGCAGGACGUAUAUGUCCUGUAGACACUGUCAUCGAGCAGGACUCCUUUUUCAAGCAGCUUGCUGUCGUUUGAAAAGAUGCAAAUAAAUAUGGACGACUCCUGCCUGGC
Molecule: messenger RNA, 5217 nt
Organism: Nerophis ophidion (straightnose pipefish)
Lineage: Eukaryota; Metazoa; Chordata; Actinopteri; Syngnathiformes; Syngnathidae
Product: NEDD4-like E3 ubiquitin-protein ligase WWP1
Exons: 25
Coding region: 231-3068 (945 amino acids)
Biological process (GO): ubiquitin-dependent protein catabolic process
Molecular function (GO): ubiquitin protein ligase activity; protein binding
Source: RefSeq, a predicted model, not a curated record